AUGGUCGAAAGCGGAUGGAAAGAAACAGCUGCAGCGGAAGCAUAUUGCGCCGCGGACGCAAUCUCAACUAUUCAAACAUCCUACAUCCAAGACAAAACGACUAGGGCAGUCGGUAGACCACAGCAUAUCUGUGGCUUCUACUUCUUGCAAAAGCAGAUCUGUAGGGAAACGGAACAGGAUGUUGGAUGGUGA
Messenger RNA from Sclerotinia sclerotiorum 1980 UF-70, 192 nucleotides. RefSeq lists its product with no specific name. The transcript has a single exon. NCBI's taxonomy places the organism in Eukaryota, Fungi, Ascomycota, Leotiomycetes, Helotiales, Sclerotiniaceae. The record is from RefSeq and is a predicted model, not a curated record. The coding region runs from base 1 to 192 and encodes 63 amino acids.